Molecule: messenger RNA, 2384 nt
Organism: Drosophila innubila
Lineage: Eukaryota; Metazoa; Arthropoda; Insecta; Diptera; Drosophilidae
Product: nose resistant to fluoxetine protein 6
Exons: 8
Coding region: 35-2278 (747 amino acids)
Molecular function (GO): acyltransferase activity, transferring groups other than amino-acyl groups
Source: RefSeq, a predicted model, not a curated record
AUUAGAAAACCUGCGACUACAAUUGGCACGGCAAAUGGGACACGGACGGCGAAACGGUCUUCAAUUGAGAUGGCCACACUUACUGAUCUGGCAACUCCUGUUCCUACUAUCCGCUGUAGCUUCUGCUCAUGCCGCUGUUCAGUCCAAUUCCAAGUCUGCCGUCUACAGUCAACAGGAGCUACUCACCUGGCUGCAGCAAAGCAACUUCGGCCUUCAGGUACUGCAGCAAGCGUACAACCGGCGUACGGCCCAAGCUGAAACGGCUGUAGAAACGGCUGUGGAAAUGCCUGCAGAUGCGGAAGUGGAAGCAGAUGUCAGGUGUGUGGCACAGGUGCGUUUGCUGCUGCAGGCGGCGGAGGCCAAAGCGUUGCCAGCAUUGAAAGUGCUGGAUGCUUGGGGCAAGUUCCCACAUGGUCUGCUUUAUGGUCACUUCAGCGACAUGGGCAACUACGAUUCGUGCCUCAGUCUGCCAGAUGUUGUGGCGUCUGGAGAAACCCUUGCGAGAAGUAAAUACUGUCUAGCACACAUACAAUUCAAGAGUCUGCUGCCACAGGCAAUGGAAAAAUUAAGCAUUCAAAUUGGCGCCUGUAUUCCUGCCACUUGCAACGCGGCACAGUUGAAUCUUUGGCUAAACGAAUACUUUCAAGAGAUGUUCGAGGAUGCGGCUGCGGAGACGCCACAAGCAUUGAUGGUGCAGGAACAUGACUGCAAUGUGGCACAGAGAGAUCCCAUGUCUUCACUCGACUGGUUUGCCGUUGGUUUACUUCUGUUUCUUGUGAUCCUCGUGCUGUUGAGCACUUUAAUUGACUAUACCAAAGCACACAACAAAUUGUUGACAUCAUUUUCACUGCGUCAAAAUCUGCAGCAGUUGUUAAAGACGACAACGAGAACAUCGAGUACACCGACUCACCUGAUACCCUGUCUGCAUGGAAUACGUUGUCUUACCAUCAUCUGGAUCAUCUAUGGACACGACAAUAUGUUCAUGUUGUUGGCGCCCAACGUGAACAGCUUUGAGAUUAUCGCCUGGGCCCAGACACCCUAUUCCAUGAUUCUUCAAAGCGGCACUACAGCUGUGGAUACAUUCUUCCUGCUCAGUGGAAUGCUCCUCGUCAUGGCGACACUUCGGGAGCUGGAACGCCAAUCGGGUAAACUGAACAUUCCGUUAAUGUAUCUGCAUCGCAUAGUGCGUUUAACCCCUGUGCUCGCUGUGGCCGUACUUCUCUUCAUGACACUCUUCCCCCGCCUGGACAAUGGUCCUCUCUGGGAUCAAUUCACCGGCUCCUCGAAACUCUGUAGUGACACUUGGUGGGCGACUCUUCUCUAUGUUCAGAAUUAUGCUGCUGCCGGUCGCAUGUGCUUGGGUCAUUCCUGGUACCUCGCUGUGGAUAUGCAACUGUUUCUUCUAUCACCUCUGCUUCUCUGGCCACUUUGGCGUUGGCGUCGUCGUGCCGUAGGAGCAAUUCUUCUGCUCCUAAUUCUGCUCUUUGGCUGUGUCUUCAGCAUUGUGAUGCUGUAUCAAUUGCAGGUCUUCAAGCGCAAUGGUAAUCUUGGCGAGGACAGUCCCGAGAUGAGAUUGAUCUAUUAUACGACGCAUGCUCGUGCCACGCCCUGGUUGAUCGGCCUCCUCUUCGGCUACUUUCUGCACAAUGAGUGCGGGAGUGUGAGUGAAAGUGCAAGUGCGAGGGGAGGACGACGAGUAAGUCGUUUCUCCUGGUGGCUCUCGCUGCUCUUCUGGCUCUUGUCGCUGUCGCUCAUCUGUCUCGUCAUCUGGAUUGUUUAUCCCUAUACCCAACAAGGCGCUACAGAGAUCACUCCCCUGGUUGGGGCCUUCUAUUUGUGCUGCAGUCGCAUCCUUUGGCCCCUCGCUCUAUGUUGGCUCAUCUGGGCGUGUCAGAGUGGGGCGGGGGGCGUGAUUGAUAGCCUGCUCAGUUGGUCCUUCUGGCAACCGAUCUCCAAGCUCUCCUACUGCCUCUACAUUUGGCACCUGCUUGUCCAGACCCUCAACACGGCUCGCAUUCGCACCAGUCAACACUUUUCCAACUACGAUGCUUUUUUACACACCUGGUCUGAUUUUGGAAUCACUGUCCUCGUCUCCAUGUUCAUGUAUCUCUGUGUAGAAGCGCCUUUUGUGCGCCUGGAAAUGCAACUUUUGGGAUCCCAUCGACAACGGCAAAAAAAGAAGGCAACCAUUCAUGAUCCGACUGCCACGCCCACUGUUAAUCUGUCUGUGAUAAUGACGCCCCCAAGCGUAUCACAGCAAAAUCUAGUCGAAGCUUGAGUGCAAUUAAAAUGCGCCAAUGAAAUCAGCUUAAAGUAAUCCUAAGAUAUUAAGUUAAUCACCUUGUUAUAGUCAAUAAACAUAAGUGAAAUCAUCAUAGAUAAAA